Molecule: messenger RNA, 567 nt
Organism: Penicillium longicatenatum
Lineage: Eukaryota; Fungi; Ascomycota; Eurotiomycetes; Eurotiales; Aspergillaceae
Product: snoRNA-binding rRNA-processing protein IMP3
Exons: 3
Coding region: 1-567 (188 amino acids)
Biological process (GO): rRNA processing
Cellular component (GO): Mpp10 complex; small-subunit processome; small ribosomal subunit
Molecular function (GO): structural constituent of ribosome; rRNA binding; snoRNA binding
Source: RefSeq, a predicted model, not a curated record
AUGGUUCGUCAACUCAAGCAUCAUGAGAAAAAGCUUCUCCGGAAGGUGGACUUCCACACCUACAAGUCCGAUGGCAAUCACCGUGAACACCAGAUCAUCCAACGCUACCUCCUCCAAGACCCGAUGGACUACAAGAAAUACAACUCCCUCUGCGGAUCCAUGCGAUCGCUCGCCCACAAACUUUCCCAGCUGGACCCGGAAAGUGACCCCGUGCGCAAGAAGUUGGAGUCUGAAUUGUUGGAUAAGUUGUGGCGCAUGGGUAUCUUGAAGCAGUCGCGUGAGCAGGGUGCGAGUUUGUCCCGUGUUGAGCGGGAGGUUACUGUUUCGGCAUUCUGUCGGCGGCGAUUGGCCGUUUUGAUGGUUCGGUCUGGAAUGGUUGAGACUAUCAAGGCUGCUACCACUUUUAUCGAGCAAGGCCAGGUUCGUGUUGGUACUGAGGUCGUCAAUGACCCGGCUUACCUGGUUACCCGCAACGUGGAGGACUACAUUACCUGGGUUGACUCCAGCAAGAUCAAGCGUAACAUCAUGCGGUACCGUGAGAAGCUGGAUGACUUUGAUCUUCUGUGA